Fonsecaea erecta is the source of this 1119-nucleotide messenger RNA. RefSeq lists its product as hypothetical. The record is from RefSeq and is a predicted model, not a curated record. Bases 1 to 1119 code for a protein of 372 amino acids. The transcript has a single exon. Lineage: Eukaryota; Fungi; Ascomycota; Eurotiomycetes; Chaetothyriales; Herpotrichiellaceae.
AUGUCGCCCUCCUCCAUCUUCCAGCCCUACCUCUCCCCAUCCCUGUCCGCCUUCCUAGCCCACCUCCCCGCCUCGAUCCCGCUGGACACGCUGAGCCGCACGCCGCCGUCGCGCCUGCAACGCACCGCGCUGCCCAACAUCGGCCUCAUCGAACUGGUCUCGGCGGACGACUUCGCCGUCCUGUACGACCCGCUGUACGUCCACAGUUUCCCGCGCGACCCUGAGCGGGAACGGUCCGACUUGAUCGUCGAGCGUCUGGCGGCGCAGGCCCGGGGCGAGCGCAAGGGCCUGGCGCCCUACCGCAUCGUCGGCGUCCGGGAUCACCACGGCGAGGCCAUUGGGGCCGCCCAGUUCAGCGUCUUGCCGGUGCCUCCACGGAAAGGGAGGAAGACGAUCAACGCCGACCAUGCCACAGGCGAUGCCGAAGACGGUGCAGCCAAAUACGCCGUGCCGUAUCUACAGUACAUCUACGUACGGCGCCAGAAUCGCCGCCAAGACAUGUCCGAGGUCCUGCACACGAUGGUGCUCGCCGUGGCGACCGCGGACGCCGCGCUGAUGGACGCCGAGGACGGAGUCCCGGAUAUCGUGCGAUGCGGACGACGGAGCGUGCCCUUCACGCUCUUCGAGACCGAACCGCCCGACCACGGCGACGACCACGCCAGCCGGGCCUACGCGCUCGAACGGUCCAAAAUCCACACGUCAACCGGCGGCAUGGCGCUCGUGCUGCGUCGACCGCGGCGUACCCCGCAGGACGCUCCCGUCGACGGCGAAAAUGCUGGAGAAGAAGAAGAAGAAGAAGAAGAGGACGAGAUCCUCAGCGCCCAUGUCCAGCCGGGCCUCGAACCCGCCGACCCGCCCCUGACGCUCGUCUGGAUCAUCCGUCCCGCACCGACCGCCACCCCCGGCCAGGACUACGACCUGACGAGUCUCGGCAAGGCCCUCGUCGCGGCGUACUACCAGAGUUUGCGGGACGAAGGGUUUCCCGAGAAGAACAUCGCCCUAGCGGAGAGGAUCGUGGAGCAGAGAUGCCAGGGUAGUGUCUUCCACCUGAUGCCACUGGCCGAUGUCAGGGAUUUUAGCGUGGACAAGGGACAUUUGGAUAUAAAGGAGAGCACAUAA